AUGCUCCCCCCUCCAGACCUUUCUCCUAAGGAGCCGGUCAAUGGCGAGAAGAAGCGUAAGCGAGGGGCAACCCGUCUUUCCUGUGCAGAGUGUCGCAGAUUGAAGUUGCGCUGCGACCGUGCCGUCCCCUGCUCAUCCUGCGUCAAGCGAGGUUGUGCUGCAAUAUGCCCAGACGGCUCUCUCACCACUGGCAAGGGCAAUCGCGCACCCAGAUUCGUCCUUGCCUCGACCCAGGACCUCCACGAGAAGAUUAAUCAGCUCGCAAACCGCGUACGAGAGCUCGAAGACGCUCUUCGCGCAUCCCAUACCCUUCAUUCCAUGGAGCCGCAUCCCCUCCUGUCCGACGACCUCUUGCGAAUCAAGGCACCUAUCCAAAGGGAGAACCUCAUCAAUACCGGUACCUCCAAUGGCAAUGCGGAGGAACCAGGAGCCGACGUCGUCGAUUCUUUCGGUUCUCUAGCUAUAAGUGAUACUGGCCGCACCAACUAUUUCGGCCAAGCUACUAGCUCGUGGAACGAGGAGAACAAUGAUGACGAUCGCGAUCAACGAUCAGCCAACCUGCGCAAACUGCUUUCUCCGGAGGUCCUCUCCCUCAGUGGCCUUUUCCCUAUCGCACCUAGCCUUCCGCUCACCCUAGACGCUGAAACUUUGCGGAUAGAGCGGCUACGUAGCUUAUUUUGGUAUUUACCCCCAGUCGACGAAGCCACUGAGUUGCAGAAAAUCUACUACCAACACGCCGCGUGGAUGUACAACCCAGUAUCGCCGGCUCAGUUCCAUGAAACAGCUUUCAAUCAAUUCUACAAUCCCAAUAUUUCCCCACAGAUGGACGAUCCGCUCAUGUCCCAUCAGUUGGCGCUUUUAUUCAUGGUGCUCGCUAUCGGGAGCCUGAUGGACAUCAAGCGACCGGCGUACAACAUUGAAGCCGAGAAAUACCACCAGCUUUCCCGAGCAGCGCUUUUCCAGAGCCCCAUAUUCGAAGAGCCAACUCUCGCUGCGGUUCAAACUUUGUAUUUGAUGGCGUUCUAUCUUUUCUUGAGUGAGCGUCACGGGAGCGGUGUCGGCUCGCGCUGGGCUUUCAUGGGUCUCGCGGUCAAGUUAGGUGUUAGCGUGAACCGGGAUGCUGGUAGGUGGAAGGUCGACGAAGCUGAGAUUCAGAGGCGCCGGGAGAGCUUCUGGGAACUGUAUUCAUAUGAUCUCCUCCAGUCGUUCACCCUCGGACGUCCGCCGUCCUUCACGCUAGUUCAUAUCGAUUGCAAAAAACCGUAUACAGAGGAUCCUUGUAACGACGAGACAUUCCACUGGUGGAAGCACAGGUUCACGUCAGAGUGUAUGAAUCUCGUAUAUGACCAGGCUUUCGGGGCGAAGACUCCAACAUAUGGCACGGUUCUCCAGCUCGACCGCAAGCUGCGCGGUUUCACCGUGCCUCCCUCGCUUCAAAUUGCUGGGUUUGGUAACUCCGAGUCUCGUGUUGGGCAAUACUACGAGAGUGUGCCUCUUAUCCUACAGCGUCACCUCGUCCUUGCGAUCCGGGAAUCCAACCUCUUGUACAUGCAUCGCGGCUUCUUUGCUCGGGCAAUCAGUGAUCAUCCCAAGGAUCCUCUCGGAAGCCCGUACGGAGGUUCUUUCAUUGCCGCCUAUAGGAGCGCUGGGUCACUCGUUGCCCUCGUGCGCAACAUUCAUUCACAGCUGAAGGAGCUCACCGAGCGAAUGUGGUUCCUCUGGACGCAUCUCUUCUCAUGUUCGAUCAUCUUGGGGUCCAUUGUCACUCGGUGCCCGUCGAUGAGCUUGGCGCCUUCUGCUCUCAUACAAUUGGAUUCAGCUUGCGACCUGUUCUCCAAGACAGCCAAGUUCUUCCACGCAGAGAAGGUGCUGGGAAUCAUGCUCAGACUUCACGACAAGGCCCACGCUAGUCUAGCUGCCUAUCGCAACACGCCGCCUACGCGGGCGGGCACAUUCUCCGAACCAUCAACGCCUGCGGACGAUGACGACGAGCUCACCAUUCUCGGAGGCAGAACACGAUUGGUCGAGCAGAAGGAGAAGUCGAUGUCUCCGCAGAUCACGGAUCGAUCGCCUACAUCCAUGAAUCCAGUCGUGCCCCUGCCCCUCAAGCAACCAGACGAACAGUCCGUCCACCCAUACGUCCUUCAGUACCUACGCACUUUUGUUCCUUCCCCACCGAACGGAACAUCAUCUCUUGGCGCCGGGUCCAGCCACUCUCUCUCAUCGCAGCCGGCGGGAAUACAGAAUGGCGUCCCGGUCUCGCCCACCCACUACCAACCACAUCAGACCCACAACAUGCAAAAUUUGCAGCCGAUAUCAACGUCCUUUGCUAGCCCUGACGCGUUCCAGCAUCAGCAGCAGCCCCAGCAACAACAGCAGUUGCCUGGCCUGCAGAUGGAGGGCCUACAGCCGAUGUUUCCGCAGUACUUCCCUGUGUUCGACUACGGGCAUGUGGGUGGUGGAGGGGCUUCGGAAAUGUUUGCGACGUCGCCAGUGCCCAUGGAUGGCGACUAUGGUGGUGGGAGGUCGUAUUCCCCCGAGAACACGAUGCAGACGGCAUGGUCAGACUUCGUGGCGCAGAUGGGGAUGCAAUGA
Molecule: messenger RNA, 2595 nt
Organism: Dichomitus squalens LYAD-421 SS1
Lineage: Eukaryota; Fungi; Basidiomycota; Agaricomycetes; Polyporales; Polyporaceae
Exons: 13
Coding region: 1-2595 (864 amino acids)
Biological process (GO): DNA-templated transcription; regulation of DNA-templated transcription
Molecular function (GO): zinc ion binding; DNA binding; DNA-binding transcription factor activity, RNA polymerase II-specific
Source: RefSeq, a predicted model, not a curated record